Molecule: messenger RNA, 1442 nt
Organism: Marchantia polymorpha subsp. ruderalis
Lineage: Eukaryota; Viridiplantae; Streptophyta; Marchantiopsida; Marchantiales; Marchantiaceae
Source: the annotation of a GenBank genome assembly
GCCUUACGUCAGACGUACUUUUCAGGGCCGGCAUGAGCCUCGGCGUCGCAGGUCACGGUUGUGGAGAUGCUCUUUCCGCCACUUGGCGAUUGGCCGACGUUUCCCCUGAGCUUGCUCUCGUUGGAAAUUAACGUGGUGGAGAAUCUGGAUCUGAAGGACCCCCAGGAUUGCCGAAGGGGUUCGUUCCUGCCAGAUCGAAGAGUACAGUACACUUUUCGUCUGAUCGAGAUGGAGGUUUGUCAUUGAGUCGGCGGACGGGCCGUUCGGCGUACAGUUUAGUCAAGACACAAGAAUUUGGGGGAAAGGUUCGUCGGUCGUUGAGCUUUCCCAUGGCUGUGGUGCUGCCUCCUCCCGUGAAAGCUGGGGACGCUGUGAGCAUCGUGGCUCCGGCUUCCGAUGUUGAUUUUGAAAUACUAGAACGAGCUGUGACUAUUCUUCGUUCCUGGGGACUCGAGCCAAUCGUGCACCCCCAAGUGUAUGAGCGAUUUGGUUACACUGCAGGAUCCGACGAGGAGCGAGCGCAGGGCAUUGUUGAUGCUUUUGAUGAUGCACGCACAACAGCUGUCAUAUGUGCCAACGGAGGCUAUGGUUGUACAAGAUUGACUGCGUUCCUCUCUGCGAAGAAGUUAGGGCCGCAUAAUGCUCCCCGUAAAAGAUUUUUUGGUUUCUCCGACAUCACUGCCAUUCAUAGCGCGAUGCGAAUUGCGGUACCGGGAUACGUAAGCUUUCAUGCUCCAAUGCCUGCCAGCCUGGCUUUUCAAUCUAGUACUGAUGAGAGCAAAGACGCACUUCGACGUGCCCUGUUUUCUUCGUCUUUGAAAGAUGCUUGUCCUCCACUGAAGGGCCGAUGUCUGCAGAUUGGCAGAGCAAAGUUCUCUGGCGGGAUUGUCAGUGGGCGGUUGAUUGGCGGAAACUUGACACUGAUGAGUUCUAUUGUCGGUACCGUUUGGGGGGAAGAGCUGGAGGACUGUAUCUUGCUGCUUGAAGAUGUGGAUGAACCUCUUUACAAGUUAGAUCGCAUGCUCACACAACUAUUCAACUCCAAGGGAGGAUUGAGCUCUGUGGACCGAUUAGCAGCUCUUGUUCUCGGUGAUUUCGGGGAUGCUUUUAAGUCCGCCACUACCAAAGAGCUUGUCGGCGAGGAUAUGGAGGAAGUCGAUGUAAAGUCCUGGUUUUGGCUGGAGCAGUUGGGUUUACUGGGCGAUUUGCCCAUCUUAAUAGACAUUCCUGUCGGCCAUAUCGACAACAACAGAGUUCUCGCGCUUGGAGCAUUUGCAGAAAUUGACUUGAUAGCUGGAGAGAUCCGACCCCUGCUAUAAAUGUCAGAGAGCUCAGCCGACCUCUCUUCUUCAAACUCUGAUUUCAAGAGCUUCCACGUACGAAAUCAUUGUCAAAAAAAACUCUUGUGGAAGAAUGUAAUUCAUCUGUGAAAUACAAAUCAG